Messenger RNA from Polyodon spathula (Mississippi paddlefish), 2493 nucleotides. Its product is annotated as transmembrane protein 106C-like. Bases 502 to 1296 code for a protein of 264 amino acids. The record is from RefSeq and is a predicted model, not a curated record. Lineage: Eukaryota; Metazoa; Chordata; Actinopteri; Acipenseriformes; Polyodontidae. The transcript has 8 exons.
UCAACCUGGACCGUGCUUUACAGGAGCCCUUUCGUUCUCGAGAAGGGGUUGUAGCAUUCUGUGGCCCGUGGUCCGGACCGCUCAGCGCUGCAGGCUGGAGAAGAUGGGACGCGAAACGAUGGACAAUGCUGACCCCUGCUGGGUAAUGGCAGACAAACGAGCACAGAGACCCCUGUCACAUGAGAAAGGCGACUCCGCCUCCCGCCGCUUCGGAAGCGACGUUUCCAAAGAAUAAAACAGAGCGCAGCAGUCGGGUUAAUAAACAGCGAGGAGAUUCCAGCUCCGUCCACGCAGUCAAUAAACCAAAGUGACGGAUUAUGAGAGACACCCCACCGGAUCAAGAGUCAGAGCGGAACGCAUCUCUGCAACUAGAUCAGUGCGGUGCGAGGAGGUAACUGUGUAGAGCCGGUCACAAGAUCAAUUCGGUAGAACAACGCGUUCACUGCCAGCAAGCUGCAGUCUUCUACGUACAUAGUUGUAGUUUUUUUGAAGGCUUUUUAAAUGGUGCACCAUCCAGUCAUGGGAUCGCACCUGUCCCACGGAGGCUUCCGUCCCCUGGCGGAGAGCAGCCGCACGGAGGGGGACGAUGACGACGGCGACUCGCUGGACGGACGGGACAGGCAGGACGACAUCGCGCAGUUCCCGUACGUGGAGUUCACCGGGAGGGACAGCAUCACCUGUCCCACCUGCCAAGGUGCCGGCCGGAUACCCACGGGCCAGGUGAAUGAGCUGGUCGCCUUAAUCCCCUACAGUGAUCAGAGGCUGCAGCCGCAGAGAACGAAGCUCUACGUGGUCAUUUCGGUGGUCCUGUGCCUGCUGGCCUCGGCUCUGGUGGCGUUCUUCCUCUUCCCCCGGUCAGUGCUGGUCAGCGACGACGGCAUCAAGGUGGUGAUGGUGCAGUUCGACCGCAACAACAGCAAGGUCUUCAUCAACAUGACGAGCACUCUGAACGUCAGCAACUCAAACUUCUACACCGUGUCAGUGGACAGCCUGACCAGCCAGGUCCUCUACAUGAAGACCGUGAUCGGGACCCAGCAACUCAGCAACGUGCUGCAGAUCCAGCCGCUCAGCCAGAGACAGGUGAAUUUCACCGUCGCCAUGGAGAUCGGUGGCAGCCUGUCCUACGUCUACACUUUCUGCACAAUGGCAACCAUCAAGGUGCACAACAUCGUGGUCUUCAUGCAGACCUCGGUGAAGACCUCCUACAUGGUCCGCUCUGCGCAGAACUCCCUGGAAGCGUACCGGUACAUCGACUGCGGCUCCAACUCCACUGUGCACCGAGCAGCGGUCCUGUGAGCACGGAAAACCAGUACACCCAGUACAAGCUAAACACAAUCGCCCAGCAACUCUGCAGACAGGGCAGUGCUUUCCAUACACGCCUCUAGACACGCAGGCGCAAAAGGAUUGAUAUUUUUUGAGGGUUGAGGAGGAGCAGCAGCAGCUGCUAUUGUGAGUCGAGGCCCCCCUCUCUCGCGCUCUCUCUCUCUCUCUCUGUAAAGAAAGCAAACCCUGCCGGGGGAGCCAGUUCUGUAGACAGAGCGUGGGCCUCUGGAUCUGCUCCUGUAAGUAGGGCGCUCUACAACAGAUACUAUUGCAUCGUGUGCGAUUUAUUUAUUUUUCUUUUUGCAAUAGAGAAUUCAGUAGAAAAGAAGGGCAGUCUGUUUCAGGAGUGCUUUAUGGUACUAAGUUUGUUUUACUUUUGCAUUGAUAAGUUGCUUGUAGUUGGGAAAGGCUAAUCCUUUGUGACCUACUUCAUUCCUAUUUUAGUUGGAUGGGUUGAGUUGAUUUUGACCUCUCUCUUUCUCUUCUAUUUGUUAUAAUUGUUUUGUAUUAAAAGCAGGAGCUGGAUGAGCCAGAAAGGGUUCGUAUUUGUUCAGGAAUUGAUAUGUUAAGAGAAUGUGUUAAAUACAAACGCCUGCUGGAUUAAUACCAUCGGAAAGUGUCAAAACAGCCAAAUUAGGGAUUGUUUAAUUGAACUGAUGACUUUAACAGACCACACAUGCAAUUCAUUAAAAAUAAUAAGAGAAAAGGAACAGAGGCACACAUGGUAAAACGCAGGAGUACUUUUUAGAAGUCUAAUUAAGACGCCUAAUUAAGCGGUCUGACAUUUCACACGAGUGCCUGUUGUUAAUUCUAUAUCACCGAUUACUGAGCAGAAAUUGAAAUUCUCGCACCCAGAGGUUUUCAUGCAGGGAGGUAUAUAAAGGAUAGAAAUGACGCCUCUGGAGAUGUUCUGAUGCGUCGGCACACUGCUGUGUAUCAGAGUUAUUUGUGUUGCAGAAGGGCUUGGUAAUGCUGCAGCUGUCUGUACGUAGUUAAGCAGAGAUGGAGCCAGUAAAGGCGGUGUGUUUCACAGAGCUUCAAGGGGACGAGGUACUGCUCCUUUAUCGAAUUGAUGUUUGUAUAUGAACUGGUAUUAAAGUUAUCCUUCACCUGCUCUUCAGAGCGUCACUGUAAAAUAACCUUCGAUAAAAUAAAAUAAUUUGUUCGUUU